CGUCACGUUGUUGUUUGUUGCAGAGGCGAGUUGUUCGAGAAUGGCGCACCUUGUAUUCAGAUAGGCCUUAGAAAAUUGCUUAUUUCCAAGCUUUUCUGGUUCCCAAAGACUGUUAACCACCAUGGCUAGCAGCAGUGGUAGUGCCAAUAGGUCAGAGUUUGAAGUUGGAGGCAAAUACCGCCUUGUCCGAAAGAUUGGAAGCGGUUCUUUCGGGGACAUUUACCUCGCCAUCAACACAACUAAUGGCGAAGAAGUAGCCGUCAAACUAGAGUCACAAAAGGCUCGCCAUCCCCAACUUCUUUACGAGUCUAAACUUUAUAAAAUCUUGCAAGGAGGCGUUGGUAUCCCUUCGGUGCGCUAUUAUGGUCAAGAAAGAGAUUACAACGUCCUGGUAAUGGAAUUAUUGGGCCCAAGUUUGGAAGAUUUGUUCAACUUUUGUUCGCGUCGUUUUACAAUGAAGACAGUUUUGAUGCUCGCGGACCAAAUGAUAAGUCGCAUCGAAUACGUUCACAAUAAGAACUUUAUUCACCGAGACAUCAAGCCGGAUAACUUCCUCAUGGGUGUAGGCAAACACUGCAAUAAGUUGUUUUUGAUCGAUUUCGGUUUGGCGAAGAAGUACAGGGAUAGCAGAACCAGACAACAUAUUCCGUACCGCGAGGAUAAAAACUUGACGGGAACUGCUCGCUACGCCAGCAUCAACGCACAUCUCGGCAUCGAGCAGUCUCGCCGAGAUGACAUGGAGUCUCUCGGAUACGUUCUUAUGUAUUUUAAUCGCACUAGCCUACCCUGGCAAGGCUUAAAGGCGGCCACAAAGAAACAAAAGUAUGAGAAAAUUAGCGAAAAAAAGAUGUCUACGCCCGUCGAGGUUCUUUGCAAAGGCUUUCCGGCCGAGUUCGCCAUGUAUUUAAACUACUGUCGAGGUCUACGAUUUGAGGAGGCGCCUGAUUAUAUGUACUUGAGGCAGUUAUUCAGGAUUCUGUUUCGCACUCUUAACUAUCAGUACGAUUAUAUCUUUGACUGGACAAUGUUGAAGCAAAAAGCUGCCCAAGCCACAGCGACUUCCACGGUGGCUCCCUCUCCAGGGGCUGGAACACCAGUCCAUAAGAAAGCAGACCAUCACACACAUCUCCCCCAUGGUCAUUCGCAGACGGGCAAAAAAGCGUGAAUAGUGUGCCAGCCACUCCGGCAGAACAGGUCUCAGGCAGGGGAGGUAGCGAAUAGGGAAAGGCUGGCACGAUAGCCCUUGGUAAAGAUCGUAAUCCCAGCAAAUGAACAUCUUUCAAAUGUGAAUGCGUGCACAUAAUCAGAACCAUUUGUUUUAUUCUCAUACCAGAUAAAUCUUAUCUUAGAGUGUUUGUGAAUUUGUGUUUAUGUAUAGGAAAAAAAACAUGUAAGCUUAGUUUUAGCUUUUUAAGAAAGAAAAAUGAUAAAAAUAAUCAAGUGAACAAGACUUUGUAAGAAUAUUUUCCGCUUCUUGUUGCUGUCAUAAUGUUGAUAUAAUUUAAUCUUGGCUUUAUCUUUCUAAUAAUAAUCACAUGAUGCCUUCAA
Molecule: messenger RNA, 1548 nt
Organism: Nematostella vectensis (starlet sea anemone)
Lineage: Eukaryota; Metazoa; Cnidaria; Anthozoa; Actiniaria; Edwardsiidae
Product: casein kinase I
Exons: 2
Coding region: 122-1165 (347 amino acids)
Biological process (GO): signal transduction; negative regulation of canonical Wnt signaling pathway; peptidyl-serine phosphorylation
Cellular component (GO): cytoplasm; nucleus
Molecular function (GO): ATP binding; protein serine/threonine kinase activity
Source: RefSeq, a predicted model, not a curated record